Messenger RNA from Topomyia yanbarensis, 1098 nucleotides. RefSeq lists its product as uncharacterized. Gene Ontology annotation, biological process: DNA replication, removal of RNA primer. The transcript has a single exon. Gene Ontology annotation, molecular function: RNA-DNA hybrid ribonuclease activity; nucleic acid binding. NCBI's taxonomy places the organism in Eukaryota, Metazoa, Arthropoda, Insecta, Diptera, Culicidae. Bases 1 to 1098 code for a protein of 365 amino acids. The record is from RefSeq and is a predicted model, not a curated record.
AUGGCCGAAGCAGGCACCUUACCAUUUGAUCUCCUCGUUCUCCAAAGCAUAACCCGAUUGUCCAUCCGUUUGUUGGAAAAAAGCAGAGAUAAUGCGGAUCUCCCACUAGUACGUCGAGCUUCCGAAGAACUGUCAGAGGUGAUCGGAAUGCCCUUACCAAAUAUUUGUACUCGAACGCGACUAGCCACCCGAAAGUGGUACGAGCCCAAGCCCCACGUCGUGUGGGAUAUCAAAAGAAGUGUGAAUGCCGGAGAUCCCUCUGAGGUGGUCCGUCCUGUCGUUCAGGAGCUCCUGAAUGCUCGCUUCAGCAACUCAACGGUUGUGUAUACUGACGGAUCGAAAGACAACGACGCAGUAGGCGCGGGAAUGUUUGGAGAACAUCUCCAGCAGUCGACUGGUCUUCCGCCACAGUGCAGCGUGUUCUCAGCCGAGGCGUUUGCAAUUAAAACAGCGGUAACUUCGUACUACACUUCCAACGAUCUGCUAAUAAUGACAGACUCAGCCAGUUGUUUAUCGGCAAUUGAAGCUGGCACGUCCCAGCAUCCGUGGAUCCAGGAGAUUGAAACCAUGAUACGACAUCGUCCAAUCAAUCUGUGCUGGAUUCCAGGACACGCUGGAAUUCGCGGGAAUGAAGAGGCAGACCGCCUCGCAGGAGAAGCCAGGGGUAAUGCCCCUUUGCAAAUAGCCAUUCCGGGAGCAGACGCCAACAAUCAGGCAAAAUCAGCUAUCCGAAAUCACUGGUACCGUCGAUGGUCUGCAUCCACUGAAGUGAAGCUUCGCGAAAUAAAAUUCGAUACGGUAAAGUGGACUGACCGCGAGAGUUCGGCUGAUCAACGAGUGCUCACCCGGUUGCGAAUAGGGCAUACCCGAUUGACGCACGACUUCCUUUUGAAGAGAGAAACCCCACCAGUUUGCGACUGCUGCGGGGUAACCGUAGAUGUACGUCAUAUAAUUCUUCAGUGCCGAAAACACGACGAUGCUAGAAGGAUGCACAACAUCGAUUCGACCAGCCUGCGAGUGGCUCUAGGCAACGACGGGGACACCGAAGACAAACUGCUAAGCUUCCUCAAGGAAACUAAUUUGUACAAACGAAUAUAA